Molecule: messenger RNA, 1254 nt
Organism: Brassica napus (rape)
Lineage: Eukaryota; Viridiplantae; Streptophyta; Magnoliopsida; Brassicales; Brassicaceae
Exons: 3
Coding region: 1-1254 (417 amino acids)
Source: RefSeq, a predicted model, not a curated record
AUGGGUGAUUACCGUUUCAAAGAUCCAACACCCGCUGGUAGAGAGUUUCUCGUUGCUAAGUUCAACCAAACGUUUAAUUGUAACGUAAACUACCGGUUCUUCAAAGAAAAACUUGAUCAGCUAAAAAGAAAAUACAAGAAGUACAAGCAUCUUAUGAAAAAUUCUACGGGCAUUUCGGUUGAUCCCAUUACAUCUGUGAUAUCCGCGUCUGAUUCAUGGUGGAAAGAUCGUGAAUCUCAAUACUCUUUGCACCAAAGAAGAGAAGAGUUGAUGAAUGAUGGCCAAAAUCACGAUGAAGACCAUUUGUACUCUGAAACAUAUGGUGGUGAUAUGCAACACACUGAGGUUCCUGAGACACAAGAAAAUGAAGAAAUUCCUACGUCGAGAGUUCAACAACGAGGUGGACUAAGGCAGGGGAGUAGUUCACAAAGAGGUGUAGGAAACUCUCGGGGCUCUGCUAGAAGUGGAUCCCAAGGAAGUCGUAGGAAACAAUCAUUCGAGACAACCCUGACAGAUACAAUGAAUGGCUUUAGAGAAUUUCAGCGCCAAAGUUUACAACAACUACGUCCAAAUUCUUUUGACGAAGAUGACUACAAUGAAUUCGAUACUGCCGUGAAGAUAUUCGAAUCAAUGGAGCUUCCAAAUGACACCAAUUUUUAUUGGGCGUGCAUUCAUGCAUUAAAGGAAGAACGAUUUUGGCGCAAGUACUUCAUGGAUAGAGCUGAAAGAACCAUAGAAGAUAAGUUGAAGUUCUUACAAGCUCUUACUGGAUAUACACACAACGAAUUCGUGGGAAAGCGGUUAGAAUCUGGGCAAAAGUUUGGUAGUCCAACUUGUGGGCAAUGGAAUUCUGGUUUUCAACAAUGGGGAACACCGCCAAAUGCACCGCAAUGGAGUUCACCGUCAAAUGCUCCGCAGUGGAGUACACCGCCAAAUGCCCCGCAGUGGAGUACACCGCCAAAUGCCCCACAAUGGGGUACACCACCAGGAGCUCCACAAUGGAGUUCAUCUCCAAAUGUUCCGCAGUGGGGUACACAACAUGUUCCACAAUGGGGUGCGCCACAAAAUACUCAACAAUGGGGUUCAUCACCAAGUACUCAGCAAUGGGGUCCUACAUCUGCUGCUCCACAAUGGGGGCUCAUCACCGACCACUCAUCAAUGGGGAUCAUCACAAGAUGCUCGACAAUAUAUUCCUCCGAGAAAUGUUCAACAUGGAUUUUCCCUAGAAACAGAAGUACAAACUACAACACAUGA